Molecule: messenger RNA, 1351 nt
Organism: Erigeron canadensis
Lineage: Eukaryota; Viridiplantae; Streptophyta; Magnoliopsida; Asterales; Asteraceae
Product: probable protein kinase At2g41970
Exons: 8
Coding region: 1-1101 (366 amino acids)
Biological process (GO): protein phosphorylation
Molecular function (GO): protein tyrosine kinase activity; ATP binding
Source: RefSeq, a predicted model, not a curated record
AUGUUCUCAUGCUGUGGAGGCGGGAAAGAGGAUUCUGUUCACGAUACAAGCUCAAGCAAAGCUAAAACAGCGCCACCUCGAGGACCUGCCUAUGGAGGAGGUAAUACUACAGGAGACCCUAGGAGCAGUGGAGCAAUUAGAAGCGGGGCUCCUCAAAAAGCGUUGCCCAUUGAAGCACCAAAAUUGACGUUGGCUGAGUUAAAUAAGAUGACUGGUAAUUUUGGUUCACGUGCAUUGAUUGGAGAUGGUUCUUAUUGUCAAGUUUACUAUGGGAAGCUCGAAGAUGGGCAAGAAGCGAUCAUAAAGAAACUUGAUACUAGCUCUUCACCAGAACCCGACCUGGAGUUUACAAACCAGUUAUCAGUAGUUUCAAGACUUAAGAAUGAAUUUUUCGUCGAGUUGCUUGGUUAUUGCCUGGAGGACAACAACCGAAUAUUGGUAUACCAGUAUGCACCCAUGGGUUCAUUGCAUGAUGUAUUACAUGGUAAAAAGGGUGUAGAAGGGGCUACCCCUGGUCCCCUUCUCACUUGGCCCCAAAGAGCUAAAAUUGCUUAUGGUGCAGCAAGAGGUCUUGAGUAUUUACAUGAAAAGGUUCAACCUCCUAUUAUUCAUCGUGAUAUUCGGUCCAGCAAUGUCCUACUGUUCAAUGACUUUGAAUCCAAAAUAGCCGAUUUCACGUUGAGCAAUCCUUCUGACACUGCAGCCCACUUGCAUUCAACUAGAGUUCUGGGAACUUUUGGCUACCAUGCUCCAGAGUAUGCGAUGACAGGGCAGAUAAGUCAGAAGAGUGAUGUUUACAGUUUAGGGGUUGUUCUUUUAGAACUUUUAACAGGACGGAAACCCGUGGAUCAUACAUUGCCAAAAGGAGAACAGAGUCUUGUUACAUGGGCAACGCCAAGAUUAAGUGAGGAUAAAGUAAAACAAUGUGUUGAUCCAAAAUUAAACGAGGAUUACCCCCCAAAGGCAGUUGCAAAGUUGGCAGCAGUUGCCGCACUUUGUAUCCAAUAUGAGGCAGAUUUCAGGCCAAAUAUGACCAUUGUUGUGAAGGCUCUGCGGGCUCUUGUCAAUGCCAGACCAGCACGCACCGGAUCACAAUCUUAGCAUAGCAAUGGGCCAAAAGCAGAUUUAUGAAAACCAAGGAAAGUGUUGCAGUGCUAAGGAUUUGGUCAAGACAGUAUCACCUCACUAGAUAAUGUUGGUGGAUGCUAGUCAGCGGGAACCUCUCGCAUACGAGCAUGUUAUGUAAAACUGUGUGGUCUGAUCAUCCUGCAAGAAGUUAUGGUAGUUAGCUGAAGACCCUAACAACAUAGGAUAUAUAUGAUGUAUAUGUAUUGUAAACUUGUAAUUAAGA